Molecule: messenger RNA, 1041 nt
Organism: Wallemia ichthyophaga EXF-994
Lineage: Eukaryota; Fungi; Basidiomycota; Wallemiomycetes; Wallemiales; Wallemiaceae
Product: WD repeat-containing protein 82-B
Exons: 2
Coding region: 1-1041 (346 amino acids)
Cellular component (GO): Set1C/COMPASS complex
Molecular function (GO): chromatin binding; protein binding
Source: RefSeq, a predicted model, not a curated record
AUGUCCACAUUGACGCUCAGUUCAGAUUUGAUGAAAUCAUUCAAGCCUUGCAAGGCUUUCACCGGGUAUUGCCAGGAAGACAAGGACAUUACUGCUCUGUCUUUCGAUGACACUGGCAGCACCUGCGUUACGGCUUCCUCAGACGAUACCAUACAUCUCUUUGACACAAAGCUGGGAAAACACCAGAAGUACUUCAGAAGCGGUAAAUAUGGCGUGGAUUUGCCUUGCUUCACCCAUUCAAGCUCAACGAUUAUAUAUGCAUCCACCAAGCAAGACAACUCUAUAAAAUACCACAGCUUGCAUGAUAAUAGCUACCUACAAUACUACAGAGGCCACCAAGGUAAAGUUAACUCCCUCGAAAUGAGUCCGACAGACGAUAUGUUCUUAUCGGCAUCGAGUGAUGAUACUGUGAGGCUUUGGGACUUACGCACCCCUCAAUGUCAAGGGUUGCUUCACAUUAAGGGCAACUCUAUAGCCGCGUGGGAUCCUAGUGGUCUUUGUUUUGCUGUCUCCCUUUACUCAGAAUCCAUGAUCCUCCUCUACGAUAAGGGUAGGUAUGACCAGGCUCCUUUCGCCACUUUUGCUCUCAGGGACAGAGACCACAGAGGCAGGGAUAUCCGUCCUCACCCUACUUGCAUCAAAUUUUCAUCAAACGGCAAUUACAUCCUCGUCGGUACAAACUCCCCCUAUCAUUACAUUUUGGAUUCUUUUUCUGGCCAGAUUUAUUACAGACUAACCGGACACGAAACCUUUACGAGCGUAAAUAUCCAGCGAGACAUGCUGAGUUGGUCGCCUGAUGGAAAAUUCGUCGUCGGCGGUUCUAAAAAUGGUAAGAUUCACGUUUGGGAGGUACCACCGACUGAACCGAGAGAUGCUGCCAUCAAGACACUCUCCCCAAUACACACCACUGAUAAUCAUAAAAACACUCCAAGUAAAAUUGUCGCUUUCAAUCCUCGCGUUGUUAUGCUCGCGACUGCUGCUUCAUCUGAGUUAGCCUUUUGGCUGCCAAUGCAGGACAGUCGCCGUAGCAGCCAUAAUUAG